AUGUGUUCACCCACAUGGGAGACCAUAGCAGAAAAUCAACUUCCACCGCCAGAUUUAGUGGACAAGUUGGAGAGAUUAGCCCUUGUUGACUUUGGCAGUAAAGAAGGGGUGGACUGUCUGGAGAAAGCCAUUAGAUUGGCUGAUCAGCUUCAUGUCAUUAAUACUGAUGGUGUGGAGCCGACGGAUUCAGUUCUAGAGGACAGAGAGCUGUAUUUGAGAGAUGAUAGGGUAACAGAGGGUGAAUGUGUGGAGGAGCUGCUCCAGCUGGCCAAACACACAGUAGAGGAGUACUUUGUUGCACCUCCAGGGAACAUCCCACUGCCUAAGAGAGAAGAGAGAGCUGCUAUGCUUAAACACUCUGAAUUUUGACUGAAAUGUAACA
Molecule: messenger RNA, 382 nt
Organism: Sinocyclocheilus grahami
Lineage: Eukaryota; Metazoa; Chordata; Actinopteri; Cypriniformes; Cyprinidae
Product: glutamyl-tRNA(Gln) amidotransferase subunit C, mitochondrial-like
Exons: 5
Coding region: 1-369 (122 amino acids)
Biological process (GO): regulation of translational fidelity; glutaminyl-tRNAGln biosynthesis via transamidation; mitochondrial translation
Cellular component (GO): glutamyl-tRNA(Gln) amidotransferase complex; mitochondrion
Source: RefSeq, a predicted model, not a curated record